AUGGAUAUGGAAAUAACAGAAUCUACCAGCAUUGAAAAUAACGAAGAAAAAAGUAAACCUACAGAUAGCCAAAUAUACACUGAUUCACCAGAGUCACGGAGUGAAAGUAGCGUGGAUAGUAGCCAGAUUAUCGAUCAUCUUAUUCAAAUGGGUGUAAAGGUAAAUAAAAAGGAUAAGACUGGACGUACUGCUCUGCACUAUACAGCUUUAAGAGGCAAUACUGAGGCGACACUUCAACUUAUUGAAAACAAUGCAAAUGCAGAGCCAGAGAUGGAUAUGGAAAUAACAGAAUCUACCAGCAUUGAAAAUAACGAAGAAAAAAGUAAACCUACAGAUAGCCAAAUAUACACUGAUUCACCAGAGUCACGGAGUGAAAGUAGCGUGGAUAGUAGCCAGAUUAUCGAUCAUCUUAUUCAAAUGGGUGUAAAGGUAAAUAAAAAGGAUAAGACUGGACGUACUGCUCUGCACUAUACAGCUUUAAGAGGCAAUACUGAGGCGACACUUCAACUUAUUGAAAACAAUGCAAAUGCAGAGUUGAAGGAUUUGGAUGGAAAGACGGCACUCCUAACGGCUAUUUGUAGCCAAAAUAUUGAAGUUGUGGACAUUUUAUUUAAACGAAUUGUUGAUAUACUUUGUGCUGAUAAAUUUAAAAGCAAUGUGGUAAGUGUACGUGAAUAA
Molecule: messenger RNA, 678 nt
Organism: Trichobilharzia szidati
Lineage: Eukaryota; Metazoa; Platyhelminthes; Trematoda; Strigeidida; Schistosomatidae
Source: the annotation of a GenBank genome assembly